GUGCCGCAGCCGGAGUGCGCCAUAUUUGGCUUCAUGCUUGCCGAGUUCAUCACAGCGCAGAAACCUUGCAUGGUGAACGUGAUCGCUUUCAACUGCUUCAUCCUCAUCGUGUUUGGCAAGAAGCUGAGAUUCGGACCGUACGACAUGUGGCUUCUCCUGUGGACGUUCGGCGCACCAUUUCUCGGUUCGGUCAUCAACGUCUCUCUCGGGUAUCUCGGACCGAACGGCGUCUUCUGUUACUUUGACGUGAAGCUUGGAGCGCUGGCCGGUAUCUUCUACACCACCGUGCCCCUGCUCCUCGUGCUCCUGCUCAACACACUGCUCUACAUCGGCACGUGGAAGAACAUUCGCAACCAGGCGCUGCAGAUCAAGGGCUCCGAGACGCAGCAGGCGGUGGCGCUGCGGCGCGUGCACGACAGCGCGAGCACGAUGACGUCACCGCACUUUACGAUGACGUCACUGCUAUUUGCAGGGCUCGGAGACGCAGCAGGCGGUGGCGCUGCGGCGCGUGCACGACAGCGCGCGCACUAUGACGUCACCGCACUUUACGAUGACGUCACUGCUAUUUGCAGGGCUCGGAGACGCAGCAGGCGGUGGCGCUGCGGCGCGUGCACGACAGCGCGCGCACUAUGA
Priapulus caudatus is the source of this 633-nucleotide messenger RNA. RefSeq lists its product as uncharacterized. The record is from RefSeq and is a predicted model, not a curated record. Bases 34 to 633 code for a protein of 199 amino acids. The transcript is spliced from 3 exons. NCBI's taxonomy places the organism in Eukaryota, Metazoa, Priapulida, Priapulimorpha, Priapulimorphida, Priapulidae.